UAUUGUUCACCAUUUUCCCACCAUGAACAACCUUUUAACGGAGUCAUGUGAGUUACCUAGAGGUGUAAUCCAUGGUAGAGAUAUCGAGUUAGGAGGAGCUCCGCUGAAUUCUGGAGAAGUGUGCCUUCAAGAGUUCUUUGUAAAGGUUCAAGAGAUAGAUAAAGAAUAUGAGAAUCUGGAUAAACUACUCAAAAAGCUUCAGGAAGCACAUGAGGAAUCAACAGAAAUAACCAAGGGUCCUGCAAUGAAAGCUAUCAAAGAGCAAAUGGAGAAAAACGUUGCUGAAGUUGGAAGAAUUGCUCAUUUUGUAAAGGGGAAAAUUGAUGAACUGGACAGAGACAAUUUAGCCAAUAGGCAGAAGCCUAGAUGUGGAAAAGGAACAAGUGUCGAUCGAUCAAGAGCCGCAACAACUCUUGCCGUGAAAAAGAAGUUGAAAGGCAAACUAGAUGAGUUUCAGAUUCUUAGGGAGAGAAUCCAGAAAGAGUAUCGGGAGGUUGUUGAGCGACGUGUUUUCACUGUGACGGGCACUAGACCAGAUGAAGAGACAAUUGAAAGAUUGAUUGCGACUGGAGAUAGCGAAAAAAUAUUCGAGAAAGCAAUUCAGGAGCAGGGACGGGGACAGAUAAUGAACACCGUGUUUGAAAUUCAAGAGCGCCACUAUGCAGUGCGAGAUUUGGAGAAGAUGCUUCUUGAUUUACAGCAGGUAUUUGUGGAUAUGGCGGUUUUGGUCGAAGCACAAGGAGACAUGCUAGAUAACAUAGAAACUCAGGUUUUGAAUGCCGUAGAUCACGUGCAGUCGGGGCAUGCAGAGUUGGUAAAUGCGAGGAAGAAUCAGAAGAACGCCAGGAAGUGGACGUGCUAUGCUAUUCUACUCCUACUCGUGAUUAUUGUAACUGUUGUCCUUGCUGUGUUCGGCCCUGGGAAAUACACAAGGUCGGCUUAG
Messenger RNA from Hibiscus syriacus, 943 nucleotides. Its product is annotated as syntaxin-132-like. The transcript has 13 exons. The record is from RefSeq and is a predicted model, not a curated record. Gene Ontology annotation, cellular component: plasma membrane; endomembrane system; SNARE complex. Gene Ontology annotation, biological process: exocytosis; intracellular protein transport; vesicle fusion. Gene Ontology annotation, molecular function: SNAP receptor activity; SNARE binding. NCBI's taxonomy places the organism in Eukaryota, Viridiplantae, Streptophyta, Magnoliopsida, Malvales, Malvaceae. Bases 23 to 943 code for a protein of 306 amino acids.